UUUCUUGUUUUCUAAACUCUUAGAAUCCAUUUUUCAUCAUCACUUUCGUUCAAAGAACUAAGUUUGAAACUCAUGGCCAUCCGUUUUCAGAGGAUUAUUCCUGCCAAGCAGAUCCUGAGACGCAUCCUUCCAUCUCCAGAGUCCACAAGUGUGCCCAAAGGCUAUGUUCCUGUCUAUGUUGGAGAAACUCAGAAGAAGAGAUUUGUGAUUCCAAUUUCAUACUUGAAGCACCCUUCAUUCCAAAGCUUGCUAAGUCAGGCUGAAGAAGAAUUCGGGUUUGAUCAUCCAUUGGGUGGUCUCACAAUCCCAUGCAGGGAAGAAGCCUUCAUCAAUCUAACUUGCAGCUUGAAUUGCUCAUGAGCAAGAAGGAAAAUCUAGACAGUACCAGCCUGAAGGAUAUACCAAAUCUCUAACACCAUUGACCACAAAAACCAAUGCCAGCAAUUUUUGGAUUAUGAGAAUUGUGUUUUUUGUAGUGAAAACAAUGUAAAUUUCUUUUAUUUUUCUGUAAAGAAAAUUGACAGCCAUAUCUCUUCGUCUCAAUUGAAUAGCUCUGCUUUUGACUUAUA
Messenger RNA from Vitis riparia (riverbank grape), 569 nucleotides. Its product is annotated as auxin-responsive protein SAUR21-like. NCBI's taxonomy places the organism in Eukaryota, Viridiplantae, Streptophyta, Magnoliopsida, Vitales, Vitaceae. Bases 73 to 360 code for a protein of 95 amino acids. The transcript has a single exon. Gene Ontology annotation, biological process: response to auxin. The record is from RefSeq and is a predicted model, not a curated record.